Molecule: messenger RNA, 848 nt
Organism: Fomitiporia mediterranea MF3/22
Lineage: Eukaryota; Fungi; Basidiomycota; Agaricomycetes; Hymenochaetales; Hymenochaetaceae
Exons: 2
Coding region: 53-745 (230 amino acids)
Biological process (GO): septin ring organization; establishment of cell polarity
Cellular component (GO): mating projection tip; cytoplasm; division septum
Molecular function (GO): guanyl-nucleotide exchange factor activity
Source: RefSeq, a predicted model, not a curated record
CGGCAGUAAACUUCUCUCGUCUUCUCACGUCAAAUCACAUUUUUCUUUCGCGAUGGUCGCGACGUCUGGGGCAGUUGUUCUAAGCCAAGACAACGAGGAAGAGACAGAGCGUCCCACGAGUCUCCAACCACUCGGAUCCGGCUUCGGACUUCCAGACGAGAAACCGCAUAUUGUGCCUGAUUCGGGGCAUGCCUUACACAAGAGUAUCAUUGAAGACUUACAAGCACGUGUCAUCGACUGGAAGGGACACUCAUUGUCCAGUUUGGGCCCACUUCAGAUGUUCGAUGUACUCCUUGUCAGACGAGAUGCACUCGUCCGAGAGUUCUGUUUUUAUCUUCUCGAGGAGGCUAUAAUCUGUGUUGGAGAAGAGAAGAAAUGUCCACCCGGAUCUAUUGUAUCUGAGAAACUUGGGAAAUGCGAUACGUUUGACGUCCGAGGCAACACACUUGGGAAGAGUGCACUCGAACUCAAAGGACGUAUCUUUAUUUGGCACAUUAAACAAGUCACUGAUACGAGCGCACCGGGCGAAUUGAGACUAAGAAUCGAUUUGAAGGACUCGCGCCUGGAGUCAUUCGUCCUUAUCUUCAAGGACCGUUCGAACUUGGAGGUAUGGAAGGCAGAUAUUGAGCGUCUCAUCGAGUUGCACAGCAGGCGACGCAAUUCGUUCGGAUUCCUUCCUGGUUUUUCCCUUUUCACUCGUUUCUUACCUCCCUCUUUACAUGCGUCUGACCGAGCGCGUUACUAGCCUAGCCGUCAUAGUACAUACUCGCGUGAACGAGACUGAAUAUUUUAAAUUUGUAUCUCAUUUUCUCCGCGUAUCUGUCUGUUAUUUAUUUUAAAUUAAUGAG